Messenger RNA from Phycodurus eques (leafy seadragon), 2069 nucleotides. It is a transcript of the gene boka, whose product is annotated as BCL2 family apoptosis regulator BOK a. The record is from RefSeq and is a predicted model, not a curated record. Gene Ontology annotation, molecular function: protein homodimerization activity; protein heterodimerization activity. NCBI's taxonomy places the organism in Eukaryota, Metazoa, Chordata, Actinopteri, Syngnathiformes, Syngnathidae. Gene Ontology annotation, biological process: regulation of apoptotic process; extrinsic apoptotic signaling pathway in absence of ligand; intrinsic apoptotic signaling pathway in response to DNA damage. The transcript has 4 exons. Gene Ontology annotation, cellular component: mitochondrial outer membrane. Bases 230 to 859 code for a protein of 209 amino acids.
UUCGAAUAAAAAGUGUCCUUAGAAGGAAACUUUAUGAAAUACGCAAGUUUUGACGUGUCAAAAGAAGGCAGAAUGACAAAUUUGCACUACAUUUCUUAACACGUGAACACACUUUCUCCGAGCGAGUCGUCAAACAUUUCCUCCAGAAACCAGCGGAGGGAGAGCGGCGUGCGCGCACUGCCGUGGCCGCCUGACAGGCUCGCGCAGGCGGCUCGCGGAGGAAGAAGACAUGGAGAUGUUACGCCGUUCGUCCGUGUUCGCCGCCGAGGUGUUUGACCGCUCGCCCACCGACAAGGAGCUGGUGUCCCAGGCCAAGGCGCUGUGCCGGGACUACAUCCAAUCCAGGCUGAGCCGCGCCGGCGUCGGCUGGUCCAAGCCCGAGCAGCUCGCCUCUUCGUGGGGGACGCACGGCGACGUAUCGGCGGUGCUCUUGUGGUUGGGCGACGAACUGGAGUAUUUGCGUCCCAGCGUUUAUCGCAACGUGGCUCGGCAGCUCAACAUCACGGUGGCCUCGGAGAGCGCGGUGACGGACGCCUUCUUGGCCGUGGCGGCCGACAUCUUCUCCACGGGUGUGACAUGGGGUAAGGUGGUAUCUUUGUACGCGGUGGCCAGUUCUCUUGCUGUGGACUGCGUUCGCCACGGCCACCCUGCCAUGGUCCAUACCAUCGUGGACUGCAUGGGGGAGUUUGUCCGCAAAAGCCUGUCCACGUGGUUGAAACGCAGAGGAGGAUGGGCGGACCUGACUAAAUGUGUGGUGAGCACAGAGGUUGGUUUGCAUUCCCACUGGUUGGUGGUGUCGCUGCGCACCUUUGGACACUACGUCAAGGCCGUGCUGCUCUACCUCCUCAGAGACAAGUGACGGACCCCUGGUUCAUGAGGACACCCCCGAUCCCCCAAACACGCACACACUCACAAUCAGGGGCGUGCAAAGGCCUAUUGAGGGGUAAGGUGCUCAAAGUUAAAAGGGUGACACAUAGCACAAGAGUUUGAAGCGCCUUACAGAAACAUACUUUACAAUACAACUUGCACUUGCACGAUGUACUUUGCAUAUAGCUGAUGAGAACAGAAUAAGAAAAGACACUUGCCUUACAGGUGAGCUAUUCAGUUUUUCCAAGUGCUUACAAGAUUUGAGUCUAGCCUCAUUUCAGUCCCCGCCCCCGCCGCCUCACGUGCCUGCACAAAGAAACGCCCCCAGCUCACGCGACGGACAGUGGCUCGUCGCGCUCGGCCGGCCGCCUCAGAGUGCUCCUCAGUAGGCCGGGCGUGUUACGUGAAAUGUUGCCGGUUUGAUGUUGGAUUUUUUUGGUUAAAAAUUUAAGAGAGGUGAUCAACUUACCAGACGACUUGGUGAGAGUGGUGACGUGAUGUACGGGGUGGUUUUCGAAGCUCAUGCAGUCAUGCAGCCGUCUGCAUAUAGAACACCACCUAGAGGCGGGGUACACCCUGAACUGGUUGCCAGCCAAUCGCAGGGCACAUACAAACAAACAACCAUUUGCACUCACAUUCGCACCUUACAGUACAUUUUAUUGCUGAAAGGCUACAGGCAGGCUUACAAUAUCACACGCACAGGAAAAAUCUAAUUGACAAAAAGGCUAAAAGAGGCAGAGGCUCAGGCACCCAUCCCCUCUUCACGGCCCUGCUCCCCAUUCAUCGAAUUAAAAAGGUCCAUGCAUGCACAAUGUACAUGUCAUAUGAGUAAUACAUGUGCCACUUAUUAAUGACGACCACCUUGUGCUAUAGAAAUAAUACAAAACCACUGGGAAUAAUCCAACAUGGCUGAGUGUGGGUAUCCUACUGCCUUCAGUUGUGUUAACUCUCAUUUGUCACACCCUUCCUGCACCUUGUUUAUUUACUGUAUAUUAAUUACUAUGGCACAUAUUUAGUUACAAAGUGCACAUUCUUCUUAGUAUUUUUUUUCAACGCAGCUUUCCACAAAACUGCCUAUUUUGCUCGUAUUUAAACCGUUUGAUAAGAUCAAAAAUAAAGGAUGUGGUCUUCCUUUCCUGUGCUGGAAUUGUAGAUUUUAUCUAUAGAUGAGCACUUUUCACUUUAUUGUGGCUAUGUUUUAU